AUGGGCAAUGUCUCCAGUCGCCUCGACGAGGCGGGAAAUCUGUUCUUCAAGGACCAAAAUAGAUUCUCGAUCGCCUCCAUCACCAUAAGCAACUCUAGACGGCGCUUACUCACUCUCUCCCCUAACGCGUUCCCUGCGGUACGAUACAUAGCCAAACGAGAUGCUGGGGAUGAAGCUCCGAUCGAAUAUAUUCAGAAUAAUCUUCGCCGCGCAAAAAGGCAGGCUAACUCUGGCGUCAAAACACAGGACCCGGAUGUCCCCUCCACAGCCCCUGCUCCAUCUUUCAUGCUACGCUUAUCUAACGAAGAUGAACUGAUUUUCAACUUCACUUUCAUUCUCCGCCAAACACAAACGGGAAAUGUUGCAGGCUCUACCGUGAAUGGCGUGUCGACUUCGCUCCCGGAAGUGACUGAUACUGUCCUGAAUGGGUUAACCUUUGCUCACGCGUCAAAUUCCAAGGAACUAGACAACCUCAUCACACGAGAAUUUCAUGCGAACCCAAACCUACAGAAUAACACAAACGUGCAGCUUAUCGGCGACUACUCCACAGAGGGGACUCCAUCGGUAUCAUUUGAAUGGUCCUGGCGAUGGAAGCCUCCGAAGGGAACAGAGGACAAGGGUGGUGGUUGGCGAAAUAGCUGUAGUCUAUUGGACUAUGAUCAAAGGACAAACCGCCUAAAUACGCUUGCUCACUUUUCUUUCUGGGUACACAACUCUGUGCGCCUGUUGCCAAGCCCUCAGAUGUCAUCGCCUAACCUCGAACUACCGGUACCUCCUCGCAGUCGCGUCCCCUCCACCCAAUCUGCUGUUUCUCAUUUCAGCGAUUCUGAAACCUCUCACCAUGUUCUCUCCUCAACCACGCCACCAGAAACCGCGGAUGGUCUACCUCCUGCUCCAACACAACCCCCACCUCCACCACCCGUGAAAGUCGACCUGCCCCAUUCUCGUCCGGGAGAUGAUAUGAAUGUUGAAGAUGGUCCACUGUUCAGAGCUACAAUGAAGGCACUGGAACAGAAAACAGGCAACAUGCGGACAAAGAUCAAGAAGGUUCUCAAGAAAGCCGAAGCUGCUCAGCAGUUGCAGUCGACCUGCAAUGAAUCCAUGGAGGCAUUUUUAAGCUCGCUGAAUGAAGCUUCUACUUCAAAUGGCAAUGCGAUUCAGCCUGCGCUGGACCAUUAUUUUGAGAAGAUUGCCCGCCAAAUCCUGACGUACGAACAGCUGAACACGCUUCAGCUACAGAAACUCGUGAUCGAGCCACUUAUCAGGCUCUACCAGAACGACAUCAAACAAGCUGAAUCAAAAAAGAAAGAUUUCGAUGAAGAAAGCCGUGAUUAUUAUGCCUACGUCAGCCGGUAUCUUGGUCAGCGACAGGAUUCACUCAAAGAGAAGAAGCGUGCCGAAAGUGACUCGAAAUAUCAGACCAAGCGCCGAAAUUUCGAGCUCAAACGCUUUGAUUAUUCUUCUUUCAUGCAAGAUCUUCAUGGGGGCCGCAAGGAACAGGAAGUGCUCUCGCAUCUUACCAAGUACGCGGAUUUCCAAGCCAAGAAUUUCUUGGCUGCCGCGAAGAAGAUUGAGGAGAUGGUUCCUCAACUGGAUGCACUUAUCCAUGAGGUAAACCAAGCCGAUAAAGAGUUCCAAUUCAAGCGCACCGAGCGCGAAGAAAAGCGCCGGGCCUUGGAAAAGAACAGUAAUACAUAUCUCGAGCCUGAUGUCAUAAGUGGCGGAAGUGCCUCAAAUUCCUCUAUUGGAGUUUCUAAUGGAACUGGCUCAACUGAGCCCGAAUUGGGUCGAGCUGACAGCACGAGCUCUCAGCUUCGCGGGGUUAUCAGUAAUACAUCAUCCGUCUCGUCCCAGGCAAAUGCUGGAUCAGCCAACUCGACCGGUGGCGCUGGAUCUGCACCCUCGAACAGCACAGGAGCUGCAAGUACCCCGAGCCAGAAUCGCUUUAAAGGUAUCCGGGAUCUCGAAGAGCGAGAUUCUGUCGGAUCUGAUCGCACUGCUGGUCAACAACGAAAAGAAGGUCUAUUGUGGGCUCUCUCUCGGCCUGGAUCUCAUAUUGAUCCAAAGGGCAUCAACAAGCAGGCUUGGCAUAAGUUCUGGAUCGUUUUAGACCAAGGAAAGCUUUCGGAGUAUAGUAACUGGAAACAAAAGCUGGACCUUCACAUGGAGCCAAUUGACCUCCGAAUGGCCUCGGUCCGCGAAGCUCGAAAUGCUGAACGCCGAUUCUGCUUUGAGGUGAUUACACCUCAGUUCAAACGAGUCUAUCAGGCUACUUCUGAAGAGGACAUGGCCAAUUGGAUUCGCUCCAUCAAUAAUGCGCUGCAGAGUGCAGUGGAAGGUCGAGGAAUUCCACAGGUACCCUCUGUCUCGUCCAAGAAUGAGACGUCUACUGGUCGUGACAUUGGAUCUGUUUUAACCGGAAAAAGUUCUUCGGUAUCUGGCCACCACUCAUAUUCGAACAGUUCAAAUACUAGCGGAGUGGCUCGCCGUACAACAGUCGGUGCGCGACCAAGCUACGUUCGUAAUGACAGCAAUAAUUUCGAAGAAAACCCGUCACGACUUCUUCAAACCGUGCGUGACGCAGAUGAGGGGAACAAUUGGUGUGCCGACUGUGGAUCCUCUUCCAAAGUGGAAUGGGUGUCGAUCAAUCUCGGGAUUGUGUUGUGCAUCGAAUGCAGUGGUAUCCACCGAUCUUUGGGAACACAUAUCUCCAAGAUUCGUUCAUUAACCCUGGAUGUGCACUCAUUUUCGAAUGAUAUCGUCGAAAUACUGUUGCAAGUCGGCAACCGUGUCAGCAACAUGAUUUGGGAGGCGACACUGGACCCGUCACAGUCCCUCAAGCCAAGCGCAUCCUCUACACGAGAACAGCGAUUGAAGUUCAUCACGGCGAAAUAUGUCGACCGUGCCUAUGUUGAACAAUUACCCUCUUCACGAUCCCGAUUUGCUACUCCUGAUGAAACGCUUCUUGCUGCGAUCAAGAAGAAUGAUAUCCAGGGAGUCCUAUAUGGAAUUGCCCUGCAUGCCAACGUCAAUGUUCCGGAUCGCUCCCGCAACACCCACGCAGUAUUCCUGGCUCUUGCUGCCGCCGAUCCUGCUUCGCCUGGAUCCACUCCCACUGGCAUCUCCCCGCGGCCUAGCUCAAAAUCGAUAAAAGCGAUCCCCUUUCCCGUUGCCGAACUGCUGGUUCAGAACGGCACGGAGAUUCCCCCGCAACCCCCAUCCAUUCCUCUUUCUCCUGCGGCUCAGUUGUAUCUUAGCCAGCGGACCGCACGGAACUCUGCAUUCAGUACCGUCGGUUCUUCCGCGAUGACUGGCAAGGCUAUCGUCAACGAUACUCUGGGAUCCCUCCCCACUAUUCGGGGUUCGAGCAGGGACGACCCUAUCUCAUCCGGGUCCCAGGCCUCCAAUCAAUCUGAUUCUAAAGAGAAAGACAAGCUUUCCAAGCGAGGAAGCGCCGGCGCUAGAUUCGCAGGGAAAGUGGCAUCCCUCGGAAUCGACCGAUAA
Messenger RNA from Penicillium malachiteum, 3504 nucleotides. Its product is annotated as putative ARF GTPase activator (Csx2). The record is from RefSeq and is a predicted model, not a curated record. Lineage: Eukaryota; Fungi; Ascomycota; Eurotiomycetes; Eurotiales; Aspergillaceae. Gene Ontology annotation, cellular component: trans-Golgi network; cytoplasm; endosome. The coding region runs from base 1 to 3504 and encodes 1167 amino acids. Gene Ontology annotation, biological process: intra-Golgi vesicle-mediated transport. The transcript is spliced from 4 exons. Gene Ontology annotation, molecular function: GTPase activator activity; protein binding.